AGGGUAGCGACGGUGACCUUACAGCCUCCGCCGGCAGAAGCGUUGCUUUCAUUUCCAUCUCCUCCGGCCAUGAGCAAGCACCCUCAGAAGUCCAGGAAGGCGUCUCCGCCCGGCGAGCCGCCCCCGACCCCGGCCAAAGGACAGAAAAGCCUGCGGAUGCCCAAGUGCUCCCGAUGCAGGAACCACGGGUACAUGUCGCUCCUCAAGGGCCACAAGCGCUUCUGCAAGUGGAAGGACUGCCAGUGCCAAAAGUGCAAGCUCAUAGCCGAGAGGCAGAGAGUCAUGGCGGCGCAGGUGGCCCUGAGAAGACAGCAAGUCCAGGAUGAGGAGCUCGGGAUUUGUACUCCGGUCAAUCUUUCCAACCCCAGCCUGGCGAUGAAGACCGAAGACGGCGCCGACUGCCUGUUCUCCGUGGACGGACGACCCCUGACCCCUGCCUUCCCUUCCUCUUCCUCUUCCUCUCUCGGCGCCGCGGAUGCAGGCAGUCGCCCCACCCCGCCGGACGGCAGCAGGCCUCCCGCUGACGGACAGUCCGAUCUGCUGCUGGAGGCGUCCUACCACGGCCUCUUCCAGCCGUCCUGCUACCCGGCCUACUACAACAACGUGUACAACUACCAGCAGUACCAGGUGCCCCACGGGGACGGUCGUCUGGCGGGCCACGUGUCCCCCCAGUACCGCAUGCACUCCUACUACCCGGCAGCCACGUACCUCAGCCAGGGCCUGGGCUCCUCCUCCUGCCCGCCGUCCUUCUUCACCCCUGAGGACAACAGCUGCACCGAGGCAAUGGUGGCCUCCAUGUUAUCCAGCAACAUUGUCGCCGGACUCGACCCCUUGACCAUCCACCUGGCGGGGACCGCUGACGUCAAGUCCGAGAUGGACGCCGACAGCGAGGCGAGCGACCUCCUCAUCAUCGAUGAGGACGCGACCCAAUGAAGAAAAGACAAAGGCUCUCAUAGUUGUCUUUUUUUUCCUUUUUCUUUUGCCUUUCAACAUUACACGUUCAUUUUGUUUUCUAAUCACCGCAAAUGAGCUAGUGGCAUUUUCGGUAUAUAAUGUGAAGACUUUGGUGGUAACGAACUCUGUGGGAGUGCUUGCCCGGGCCAAACGAAGCGCACUACAGAAGACAACAACAUGACGUCAGCUAUGGGAAGUUGAGCAUCAGCACACACACACACACGCACACGCACACACGCGCACACACACACGCACACACACACGCUAUGACAAAACCCUUGACAUGGAAACAGGAGUUCAGAACAGAGUGAACCUUAUUUUAGCAAAGGUCGAUGACAGAAAUGCCCCAUACAUUGUACCACAUUUUGAAAAUGACCAAAAUAAUAAUAAAAAAGA
Messenger RNA from Dunckerocampus dactyliophorus (ringed pipefish), 1350 nucleotides. RefSeq names its product doublesex and mab-3 related transcription factor 1 (gene dmrt1). Gene Ontology annotation, cellular component: nucleus. NCBI's taxonomy places the organism in Eukaryota, Metazoa, Chordata, Actinopteri, Syngnathiformes, Syngnathidae. The coding region runs from base 70 to 933 and encodes 287 amino acids. Gene Ontology annotation, molecular function: DNA-binding transcription factor activity, RNA polymerase II-specific; RNA polymerase II cis-regulatory region sequence-specific DNA binding. The transcript is spliced from 5 exons. Gene Ontology annotation, biological process: sex differentiation; regulation of transcription by RNA polymerase II. The record is from RefSeq and is a predicted model, not a curated record.